Xiphophorus maculatus (southern platyfish) is the source of this 6537-nucleotide messenger RNA. Its product is annotated as sperm flagellar protein 1-like. Gene Ontology annotation, molecular function: microtubule binding. The record is from RefSeq and is a predicted model, not a curated record. Lineage: Eukaryota; Metazoa; Chordata; Actinopteri; Cyprinodontiformes; Poeciliidae. Gene Ontology annotation, cellular component: axoneme. Gene Ontology annotation, biological process: regulation of cytoskeleton organization. The coding region runs from base 5087 to 5779 and encodes 230 amino acids. The transcript is spliced from 9 exons.
AUCAUUUGCCCUAUUAUAAAUUUCUUUAUUUUCAUUCCUUUUCUUCCCAUUACCAUUUAAAAAAACAUUCAGUAUGAGACAACCACAACCUUAGGAAAUCCAAAAUGAAGUUUCCAAAUAAUUAUGUAAUUUCUUAAAGAAAAAAAUAUCCAAAUAAUCUGACUAGUUGUCCUAAAAUUAAAAUACAAAAACUUUUUUUGUAAUUGGCAAUUAGUCAUAUUAUGUUGCUGCAGACCCAUUAAUUCUGCAUUAUUGAGAGCUUUGGACAUGAAAGCUCAAUUCAAGGUCAAUUAGAAUAACUCUAUUUUUUCUGAAAGGUCCAAUUUCCAAAAGGUCUUGCCACAGCAUCUCCACCAGAUUUAAGUCUGAGCUUUGACUAGGCAACUUCAAAUCCUACAUUUUGAUUUUGUCUGAAUGUUUUUGUGCCAUUCAAACUAAGACUUUCUGAUCAGCUUUGGACCAUUGUGCAUACCACUGAUUUGCUUAAGCUAAUGGUCACAAACUGAUGGCUGGACAUUCUCCCUCAAGAUUUUCUGAAUGAAAGUAUCAUCUGUUCUUUUUCAUGGAAAUGUAGAUGUUUUUUGAGAAACUGAGUCAGGCCUUCCUGUUCUUCUUGGUCAGCAGUGGCUUUGGCCUUGGGAAUCUCCCAUAAAAGCCAUUUUUUCAGUUUUUAUCUUAUCGUUAAAUUAUGCACACUGAGCUUGAGUCAGGCAAAUAAGGCCUUCAGUGCUUUAGAUGUAAUUAUGUGUUGUUUCGUGAGCUCCUGAUCAGUCUUCAGAAAGUUCACUACUCUCUAUGUUUUCUCCAUUUGUUUAUGGCGGUCCUUAUUAUGAAGAGUCAAAGCAAUCUUUUCCAGAUUGAUAGAUGUGAAUGACGUUGUGUCUCAUUUGAUCUUGAAUAUCUUUAGGACACAGUUGAAAUUCAGGUGUAGCAAUUUAUAGCAGAAAUAUUGUGCAGUUAUUAGAAAAAGGCAAAUCAGACUCACGAUCUAAGGGAUGUGCAACUGAGUCGGAUCACUUUUUCAAAACUGUACAUUUUUGUGCAUGUUCAACAAUGCAAUUAAAAAAUAUCUUCAUAUUACAGGUCUUGCAGUAAUUUGUUUCUAUGUAAUUUCCCCCUGGAUGUGUGAGCAAGCGGCUCUUGAACCUUUGACAGGAAAACAAACUAUUUGCAGCUGUAGGUUUGUAUGAGUCAUUUUCUAUUUAAACUGACAUUUUCAAGAAAACAGUAUCUAAGUGUGAAAAUGAUCCAAAGAUAGAACACAAUUCUUAUUGACGUCCUUUUUACACUUCAGUGAUGACCUUUCAGAAUGAAUCAGUUCAAUGAUCAGAGAUGACCAAAUAUGGUCAAGUGUUUCUCACCCUGCAGUCUAAAAACAAACAGUUCUUUCAAUUCAAAAAUAUGGUUUAUCUUUGUUUCUGAUGGAUUUUAUCCAAUUAACAUUAUACUGGAAAGUCAGGUUAGCUUCUGAGCUUCACUGUAUAAUAUGAAAUAUCAUACCAUGUAAUUGUUUCAUGACUCGAAAUAUUUUAAGUCAGCUUUUGCUUUUUGGGAAGGGUAAUGUUACGCUUUUCUAUGCAAAUAUAAUGAGAAUUUAAGCAGUUUUGAAGUGGCAGUACAUACAAAUAUAUAUCGAUAAAUACAAGAUAUGUAUUUAUCAUCUGCCAAAUGUUCUAAAAGAAUCCAUUAAGUAUUUUCACAUAUUACUAAGGUGUUGCUGCAACUGUACAGAAAGCAAGUAAACACGUCUGAACAGAGAAUUUGAUUCAAAACAUGCACACCCAAAAACUAACAAACAAACAAGACAAAAAAAACUUGAAAAAUACAAAUGUACAAAUGGAUAUUCACAGAAGAUCUCUGAUCUGAUGUCACCAGAGACACAUGUACUUAGAGGUUUGUAUUUUUUUGGGAGGAUGGAUUUGAUCUUGAUUAAAUAACAUUUCAAAACAAAAUAAUCUUACCAGGUCAUAUUCUAAAUCUGACAAAUUUAGAUUGUAGCUACAGUUAGUUUGACUGGUUGAGAAAAGGUGAACUAGUAGCUUUAAUCAGGUUUUCCAGGUUUCAAUACUUGGUUUGUAUGAAUUGAUAUCAUUUUCCCAAAAGAAGGCAUAUGCAUUUUCACAGUGGUUUAGAGUAAGGAGGGGGCUUAGAUAAGAAUCAGCCACACACACAAAAGUAAAUUAUAGAGCAGUCUUGAGUAAUGUUUUGAUAAUUAUCACAGAAACAAAAAAAGGAGCUCGAUCAGUGAGGGAUCCUGGGAAAAAGCAACAACACACACAGGAGAAGAAUGUGAGAAAAAUCAGCAGAACAGAGCAACCAUUGAAAGUGCAGUUUACUGCGGAUGAUUCACACUGGUAUCACACUGCUUUCUCAGGGCCGGAUUUGGUCUGAGAUGAGGGGCCCCACCCUCAUGUAACUGGGGAUGGGCAUGCUGGAAAGUGCCAAGGUUUGUUGUAUCUUAUAGGAUAUGACUUGGGUAGAACUGGGACAAAAGGAAGGAAAGAAAAGUGACAGGUCAGACAGGAAGCUGAAACAAGCCCUCACAGCCCUGAGAGAAAAACACAGAUAUCAAAUAAGUAGACCACCCAAAUGAAUUAGCACAGCCUGCCGGAUAAACAAACAAACCUUCAGUGGAGCAGUGAACCAAAAAGGAAGUUUAUUCAUAUUUACUCCACUUACAGACUGGAUUUCUCUCAGGAAAAAAAUAAAUAUGGGUCAAACAAGAGUUAACCACAAUCCCUGAGGAAGCAAGAACUCAUGAUUUGAUUGUUAAAGAUGGUCAAAUUAAUAUCAGAACUGGGAACAAAACUGCUUUUCAUUCAGUCACAUGAAUGUUACGUGGAAAUGUUGUCUAAAUUUCCACAAUCUAGAACAGUCAGCUUUUGUUUCUUAUCUUUUAGAAAGUUAUGUCUUUUGUGCCAACAGACAAAACGAAAACAUGGUAAAACAUCACGUGGUUUUUGCUGCUUCUCUGAAUCCAUAACUGAACACAAAUUCACAAUUAUAAAUAGGAUACAAACAAAAUCUUAUUUUGCAUUCUCUAUUUACAUCUGGUUUGUGGACCUCCUGAAAUAUCUUGUUUCAUGACCAGUUUAUUUAUUUAUUUAUUUAUUUAUUUAUUAGCUUUUUCUUCAAGGAUAAUUUUCCUUCAUUGCGUCAGUCAGGCGUUUUGAUUUUACACCACAAGAUGGCGACAAAAUAACAAGGAAUUUCAGGAAUGUGACUGUAUUAAACAACUAAAUGCUAUAACCAAGAAACUUUUGUGUUUCAAACUGACCCCGAAAACGAAAAAAAUAAUGAAAUAAAAUAAGAUAAAAAUUCUGAAUAAUCAAAUAAUUGAGAGGCCACUUUGACGACCGUAUGAAUGCUUCGUUUGUUAAUGUGACUGUUUUUGUAAUGCAACUAAAACAUGUUGGUAAUUGUGCUUACUUUUUCGCAUCAAAAUAAUAAAAAAUACUCGGAAAAAAAAAUUAAAAUGGCACAGUUCUUUUGGCUGACCUGGGAGGUCAGUUUAAGAUGUUAAUUUCCAGGAUAUUACAUAUCAAAUGGGCGGAGAACUGAAGACGUUUCCUCUGUGCUUGGACGCUGACAAUGACAGAGUCCGUCCAACAGAGCAACAUGACACAUUCUGGCUAUUUUAUAUGGAUUUUCAUCUCCUCAUGUGGUAUAAUUGCCAGUAAUGUGAAGAAUUUGCCUCAUGUGAUAAAGUACCAAACAGCGACACCUCAGAGGUUGCAGGGCAUGCCUCUUCCAAACGAUGUUGCUGCUGCACACAAGAAAUACCCAGAUGUAGUUCAGUACUCUGUUAGUAUUGCUGGGAAAAACCACACUCUGCACCUGGAGAAGAACAAAGGUUUUUGUUGGGAAAAGCUUUGCUGUGACCUACAAUUCUGAUCAGGGUACCCAAGUUUCAACUACCUCCAACCAUGAGGUAUGUCCAUUUAUUGUUUGCUGUUGGCAUUUUAUUUGGUAAACUUGAAUUAUAGGACAAAGUACUUAUUUUGGCUUGGCUUAAUAAGCAGCAGAAAAUUAUGCAACACUUUACAGAGAGAGAGAGACAGAAAGAGUUUGACCUGGCGCUGAAUUCUGUCACAGCUUGUCUCUGCUAAAUGAAAGUGACAGGGGGGGAGAUUUCACUGAGCAGCUGUGGCACAUUGGUCAGUGUGUCCAAUUGAAAGUGAAGAAUGGACUCUCAGGACAUCCUGCAACAUGAAAAUACUUAAUUUUACAUGUCUCCAUAUGAGAUUAAUUAAUUAAUUUGUUUGUUUAUACAUUUAUGUUUUACCCACAUUUUCUUAUUUUAUUAUGGUCAUUAAAACUAUCUAACUAACUAUAAGAUGUUAAUCUGGAUAGUUAGAGAACAAAAGAUCAAAAUACUGUUGAAACCAUCUCUGGAGAUAAUGAGGGAUGUUAUAGGAUUAAAAAAACAUGUAUGUACAAGGAAAUAAAUGAUCAGAUUCCUCAUGUUUCAUGUACAUGACUGCAUUUCUGGUACAUGAUCUAACCUGACCUAAACUAAGAGGAAAUGUUACAAAGAACUGUUUGUGGGCUUUUAUGGUUGUUUUAUAUUUCAAAUGGUCACUUUAAUGUCUAUUUAUGUUUUUAUUACUGAGUGGUUGUCGUGUGGCUACCCAAUGAAUGCUAAGUGUUUUUUGUGCAUUACUUUAAACUGUUUUCCCUUUUGUUUUAUUUUUACUUGUGUUUUAUGAUCUUUUUUUGAUAUUUCAUCCUGGUAUUUGUGUCUAUCAUGUGGAUUUUAUAUUACAGCAUCAGUAGCAGAGGCGUUAUAGCUCCACAAGCUGCUCUGUAGUGCACCAUUCAGCACUAUGAUUGGCUCUUUAUCCAUUGUGUAGCUUUUCAUUAUAAUUUCAGGUUCUUUUUAUUUUUUUUAAUCAAAAUUAACAGAUGUAUCUUGCGUCAUGAUUGUAAUUCUUAAAUAUAUCUCGCAAAUAUCUGCAACCACAGUGAUGGAAAGAUUGUGCCUUCAUUUGUAUUCCGUUUAAAUAAAUCACUCAAACUAUUUAUUCCUUCGUGUUUUCAUUCAGAAGCCAUUUGUUUGGGUUCAAAAGUGGUUACCUAGCAAUCUAUGAAACAAACACAUUACCAGACAGAGCUAAUUGUUUUACGCUCAGAGAUGUGUAUGGUUCUGGGAAUGGAUCGUUUACUUAGUGAGAAGGAAGAGCGGGAUACGCUUACCUGGAUAGAUAAAAUACCUUUCUCCAGGCCAAAAAAAAACGUCAGCAGGGACUUCAGUGAUGGAGUGAUGGUUGCGGAGAUUGUUAAGCAUUAUUUCCCAAGGAUUGUUGACAUUCACAACUAUAUUACUUCCUGCAAGACGCAGCAGAAACGCAACAACUGGAAACUUCUCAACAAGAAGGUGUUUUCCAAGCUGGACUUUUAUGUCUCAGAGGACAUGGUGGAGAAGAUUGUUUCAAGCACUCCUGGUGUGAUACUGCAAGUGCUGUUUUCCCUCAAGGAGAAGUUAGAGAAGAAACUGACAUUUUCAGAUGUAGAAAUUCAACAGGCCGAGGCAGAAAUUGUGGCUCAACUGGAAAAGAUGAAGAUUACAGAGCCAACAGUGGAACCGCAUCAAGUGAUAUAUUUCACAGAGAUGAGCCUUUCAGCAACCCGGCAAGUCAUACUGGAAAAAGAACUUCAGAUUGAGGAACUUCAGGAUAUUCUGAGGAACCUCUGGGUGAAAAUGAGCAAGUUGGAGGAGCUCAUUCAAUUGAAGGACAAGCGCAUUGAACAUCUGACAAGUCUUUCAGAGAUGUAUUAAACUAAAAUAAUGCUUGCCAGUCCGUGAGUCACCUCCGGCUAUUUUUUUUUUUUCUUUUGCCACAUCGGUAUUUGUUUUAAGAUGUAAUUAUUAAAGAACAACUACCAUACAUGUCCAUCCUUCCUUUUAUUCUAUAUUCUAAACAUAUUUGGAUAUAAAACAUUGUACACCAAGAUGCAAGUUUUUGAUAACAUUUCAUCUUUUAAGCUUUUAUGUGACUUCCAUACACGUGACCAUAUAUUUAUAUGUGGUCACUUGUGUAUGUUAGUCGUAUGUGACUAUUUCUGUCUACAAUGUGGGGUUGUGAGGACCACUGGUCCUUGUGGCGACAUUUUCUUGGUCCCCAUGAGGGGAAAUGGUUUGUGACUAGGGUUUAUGAGUCUGUGAUGGUUAGGUUGAGGGUUAAGGUAAGUGUUAGGCUGUAGAAAAUGAAUGGAAGUCAAUGUAUCGUCCCCACAAUGAAAACACAACUAUGUGUGUGUGAAGUUAAAUCAAAGGAUGAUUCAAUGCAGCAUUUAAGGAUGCAUAUGCAACCAGAUCACUGCAGGCUUUUUACAUUUUUCUCUAAAUCAGUUUUCUAUAUCUGUUUUUCAGAUAAGUUGUGCAAAAGUAAGCAAAAGUCCUAAAAUAAUUAUUCUGGUGUCAUUUGUUACAUUACAUAAACAUCCCAUUUUAUACUUCGCAAUUGUCUGCAACCACGGUGAUGGAAAGAUUGUGCCUUCAUUUGUAUUCCAUUUAAAUAAAACACCCAAACUAUU